UGCAGGUCUAACAGCUGCUGUUGGAGGUGGGUUGCCACGAGGUUGCUGGACGAGUGCGUGUCUGCAACUGGCCGCGCAACAGAGAUGCGUAGAGUACUGGAAGAGGAGCUGGGAGACUCGAUCCUGCAGCAGUUCCUCAACUUAGAGACUGAGCAUGAGGUUUUGCAGGCCCGCCUUAACGAGGAAAGGCACGAACUGGGGACUGAACGAGCACUUCGCAGUAGCCUGGAGGAACAGCUCGCUGAUAUGCAGGUGCAGCUGAAAGAGGCCCAAGAGCAUGCCGCCACCAUGGACUCGGCAGCACGGCGUGCGAUCUCCGCAAAGCACAAAGAGGAGGCUACAGUCAAAGAUCUGCGUGAGGAACUUGAGAGACUGAUGAGAAACAGCCCCGAAGUGCUGCGACGCCGCACCGCCCAAGCGGAAGCUGAAGUGGAACGAAUCCGCGCAGAAACAGAGAAAAUAACGGAGAAACACAAGAAAGACAUGCUGGACGAACGAGAUCAGAAGACAAAGCUCUUCAUAAAGCUCAAAGAGCUGCAGGCCAUGGAGGCUCUGAUUGCCAAGAAAAAUGCCAAGAAGAGGCGGCAAAAGAAAAAAUGAGAGCAGAGCCCAACGGCCCAACGGCCCAGCGGCCCAACCAUCUUUAUGUUCAUUCGACUGCAUUUCAAGCAGUCCAGCUGUGCAGACUCAGUGUCUAGGACCCUAGGACAGCGAUUCCAAAUAGAACAUGUAUGAACAUGUUCAACUGCAAAAUCCUUUCAGCUCCAUGUGUACCCAACUGACACGUUUCCAACAUGUGCCCUCCAAAGGGAUGGCUUUAGACUCCAAGCAUUUGCCGGUGAGCUUUGCACUUCUC
Cladocopium goreaui is the source of this 856-nucleotide messenger RNA. NCBI's taxonomy places the organism in Eukaryota, Dinophyceae, Suessiales, Symbiodiniaceae. The record is from the annotation of a GenBank genome assembly.